AUGCGCCUCUCCAAAACCCUUGUCGACAUGGACAUGGCCGACUACAGUGCUGCGCUGGACCCAGCCUACACCACCCUGGAGUUUGAGAAUGUGCAGGUGUUGACGAUGGGCAAUGACACGUCCCCAUCAGAAGGUACCAACCUCAACGCACCCAACAGCCUGGGUGUCAGCGCCCUGUGUGCCAUCUGUGGGGACCGGGCCACAGGCAAACACUAUGGUGCCUCAAGCUGUGACGGCUGCAAGGGCUUCUUCCGGAGGAGUGUGAGGAAGAACCACAUGUACUCCUGCAGAUUUAGCCGGCAGUGCGUGGUGGACAAGGACAAGAGGAACCAGUGCCGCUACUGCAGGCUCAAGAAGUGCUUCCGGGCUGGCAUGAAGAAGGAAGCCGUCCAGAAUGAACGGGACCGGAUCAGCACUCGCAGGUCGAGCUACGAGGACAGCAGCCUGCCCUCCAUCAACGCGCUCCUGCAGGCCGAGGUCCUGUCCCAGCAGAUCACCUCCCCUGUCUCUGGAAUCAAUGGUGACAUUCGGGCAAAGAAGAUCGCCAGCAUCGCGGAUGUGUGUGAGUCCAUGAAAGAGCAGCUGCUGGUGCUCGUCGAGUGGGCCAAGUACAUCCCAGCUUUCUGCGAGCUCCCCCUGGACGACCAGGUGGCCCUGCUCAGAGCCCAUGCUGGCGAGCACCUGCUGCUCGGAGCCACCAAGCGCUCCAUGGUGUUCAAGGACGUUCUGCUUCUAGGCAAUGACUACAUCGUCCCUCGGCACUGCCCAGAGCUGGCAGAGAUGAGCCGUGUGUCCAUCCGCAUCCUGGAUGAGCUGGUGCUGCCCUUUCAGGAGCUGCAGAUCGAUGACAAUGAGUAUGCCUGCCUCAAAGCCAUCAUCUUCUUUGACCCAGAUGCCAAGGGGCUGAGCGACCCGGGCAAGAUCAAGAGGCUGCGUUCCCAGGUGCAGGUGAGCCUGGAGGACUACAUCAACGACCGCCAGUACGACUCACGCGGCCGCUUCGGCGAGCUGCUGCUGCUGCUGCCCACCCUACAGAGCAUCACCUGGCAGAUGAUCGAGCAGAUCCAGUUCAUCAAGCUCUUUGGCAUGGCCAAGAUCGACAACCUGCUGCAGGAGAUGCUGCUGGGAGGGUCCUCCAGUGAUGCACCUCAUGCCCAUCACCCCCUGCACCCUCACCUGAUGCAGGAACACAUGGGCACCAACGUCAUUGUUGCCAACACGAUGCCUGCUCACCUCAGCAACGGACAGAUGUGUGAGUGGCCCCGACCCAGGGGGCAGGCAGCCACCCCUGAGACUCCACAGCCCUCGCCGCCAGGUGGCUCGGGGUCUGAGCCCUACAAGCUCCUGCCGGGAGCCAUCGCCACAAUCGUCAAGCCCCCCUCUGCAAUCCCACAGCCGACCAUCACCAAGCAGGAAGUCAUCUAG
This is a messenger RNA of Globicephala melas (long-finned pilot whale), 1425 nucleotides long. RefSeq names its product hepatocyte nuclear factor 4 alpha (gene HNF4A). The record is from RefSeq and is a predicted model, not a curated record. Lineage: Eukaryota; Metazoa; Chordata; Mammalia; Artiodactyla; Delphinidae. Gene Ontology annotation, biological process: positive regulation of transcription by RNA polymerase II; anatomical structure development; cell differentiation. Gene Ontology annotation, molecular function: zinc ion binding; nuclear receptor activity; RNA polymerase II cis-regulatory region sequence-specific DNA binding.